Messenger RNA from Phytophthora sojae, 981 nucleotides. RefSeq lists its product as hypothetical. The record is from RefSeq and is a predicted model, not a curated record. Bases 1 to 981 code for a protein of 326 amino acids. Lineage: Eukaryota; Oomycota; Peronosporomycetes; Peronosporales; Peronosporaceae. The transcript has a single exon.
AUGAGUUCCGGUGCACGGCCCAGCCCCGCGGUGACUCCAACCGUGCCGCUGGUGUCCUUCAGCUCGGACCUGCUGCCCUUCAGGACGGAAGACCACAGCGGCGAGGACACGGACGGAACGCACAGCAACGACGCAGUAAACCACAUCGAGACGGACGACGCCAGCAGCAUCCACACCAUCGACCCGGCCACAGGCUACUCGCUCAGUGACGAGCGCAAGCGCGAGCUGCUCAACAUCGCGUCGUUCGUGAGCGUGAACAUCAGCCUCGAAAGCAGCAGCUUCGCGCCGGAAGUGAUCUCGUGCCUCCCGAUUGAGAUGGACGGCUGGCAGCUUCGCCUUGCGAUCACCGAGAAGAACUACACCAUCCACAACCAGAAGUUCUUCCCGUGCAACGUCAAGGACAUGUUCGACUUCUGCUGGGAGACGAACGUGGCGCAGAAGAUCUCGAUCAAGCACGCCAAGAAGCACUACGUCGUGGUCACGCCUCUAGACAAGGAUGUGGCCCACGUGUACUCUAAAACAACGGGCAAGUGGUCGCUGAACGUGCACGGCGUCCCGAACGUCAGCUACAACAGCAUCGUGUGUCGGCGGUACAUCCCUGAGGAACACCGAGCCAUCAUCUGCCAGCAGAGUGUACUGGAGGAGCGCGACUUCCAGGACGAGAGCACGCUGCCGUGGCUGUUCAAGCGGUGGGUGGUUUUCCGGCCCCAAGUCCAGGACGGAGUCGAGGGCACCUUCGUGGAGGCCUACCGCACUGCCAGCUACGCCACUGGACGGCUCAUUUACAAGGAGAACAAGACGUACGACAGCUUCUGCGAGCAUCUGAUCCGGCGUUACGCCGAGUCCAACUCGCUGUUGGAGCGCAUGAUGGCUCGGGACAAGCGAUUUACGCACGCGUUCGACGCUAGCGUCCGGACGGAGGCGGAAGCCGAGUCCGCCACGGUCUCAGACCGCAUGAUCAAGGAUUUGUUGCUCUUCUGA